Molecule: messenger RNA, 1135 nt
Organism: Arabidopsis thaliana (thale cress)
Lineage: Eukaryota; Viridiplantae; Streptophyta; Magnoliopsida; Brassicales; Brassicaceae
Product: senescence regulator (Protein of unknown function, DUF584)
Exons: 2
Coding region: 306-779 (157 amino acids)
Biological process (GO): leaf senescence
Source: RefSeq, marked reviewed
UUUUAAUUAUUAUUUAUUUUUCACAAAAUUUAAUUCAUAGUUAUGGCACCCCAAAAAAAAGUACGAAAUUAUUACAGUUUUGGAGGUUUCUGAAACCUCUGCCUAUUGUGGAGGCUUUUGAUUCCUUUGAAGCAAUCAAUGACCUCUCUGUCUCUCAUUUGCCAGCAAAGAGAGAUUGUUUAAUGUUGUUUAUGGUUCACAUUUUUAUACAAUAUCACAUUUUCACUGAAUCUUCCUCUGCGUCUCUCAGGAGGAAGAAGAUCAUUCAGUUGAAGCACACAUUUAAAGGGUUUUGUUGAGAGGCAAUGGAAGGGGGAGAAGAGUUUCAAGAAGAAGAAGUGUGGUCAGUUUUGAGAGAAAGUGAAACUCAAGGUCCUGAAAUGAAAAUGUCCAAAAGUAACAAUCUCUUCUCAGCCUCUUCCUCAUCUUCUGCGAGGUACAUUCCUAAAGGCAACGAGGUCUCUGGAGGGGCAAAACAGUCAUCUGCUCCAAUGAAUAUUCCUGACUGGUCCAAGGUUUAUGGGUAUUCAAAGAAGAACACAAGCAGCCACUUGCAUUCAUGGGCCAUUGACGAUGAUGAUGAAGGCUCAAUGGUUCCUCCACAUGAGUUAGUAGCAAAAAGACUUGCAAGAACGCAGAUCUCAUCAUUCUCUAUGUGCGAAGGAAUCGGAAGAACGCUCAAAGGAAGAGAUCUCAGCAAAACAAGAAACGCUGUCUUAACAAGAACUGGUUUCUUGGAAUCGAAUAUCACAUCUUCAUCAACAACAUCACCACCAUAGUUUUGGCAUGGCAUGGAGCAUGGCUGGAUGAUCAAUAUCACAUUCACACAAAACCCUUUUUAGCACCAUACCAUAUCAUUAUCAUGAAAAAAAAACCUAAAACCUUAUGGUAUCCACAUGAUUUUUAUUAAAUAUCAAUGUUAUUGUCGUUAUCACCAUGUAGGGAAUCAUGACACUACCAAUAUGGUUGAGUUCUCUUUUUUUUUUUUUGUUGUUGUUGUUGUUGUUGUUGUUAGGUUUUUGGAUUUUUUUAGAUAAGUAUGAUGACGAUGAGGAUGACUUGUCAAUCCCAUGCAUGGGCCCAUACCAUUUUUCUCAUGUUAUGUUUGUAGUUCUCAAUGGUCUUUUAACUCUUU